Adineta ricciae is the source of this 1530-nucleotide messenger RNA. The record is from the annotation of a GenBank genome assembly. NCBI's taxonomy places the organism in Eukaryota, Metazoa, Rotifera, Eurotatoria, Adinetida, Adinetidae.
AUGGCAAGCAAUUCUUUCUACAAUCAGUCAAAGAAACGUCGACCACUUGCUGAUAUUGACGAUAGUAUAACAAGGAAACGUUCGAAUCAGAAUCGGUUAUCAUUGAUAAAAAUGGCACAUGCGACACGAACAUUCUGGACACAAGCUGAAGCAUUAGAAUACAUUACUGAACGACAAAAGAAUAAGCGAAGCAUAAAUGCUGGAGAGAUUUUGUAUUUGUUCAGUUUCGAAUCCCAACCAGACGGAAGACGACGGUAUCAAGUUGCCGAUAUUGAUAUAUUCAUACAUGAGUAUAAUCAAUUACCUGUCAAUCAACGUCAUACUUAUGAGAUCAUUAUCGAUAAGAAGCCUUCGAAAUUGUAUUUUGAUCUGGAAUACGAUCGAGAUGCGAAUCCAACUAUUGAUGGACCGAAGUUAACCAAUAAUUUUAUCAAGUACGUGCUAAAUUUCAUGCGAAAGCGCAGUGAUGACCUAAGUUAUUCAAUGCAAGAUGUACUUAUUUUGGAUUCCACAUCAUCGACAAAAUUUAGUCGUCACUUGAUCUUUCAAACCAUCGAUCCAUUUCUCGAUAACCUUGCUGUUGGUCGAUUUGUGAAUCUAAUCUUAGAAGAUAUUCAAGGUUGUUUACUUAAUCAUCAAUGUUCUGCCGUCGUCAAUGCCACACCCAUUUCCAGUCAACAAGCUAGUCAGUUCUAUUCGGAUUCAACAGUUUUUGCUCGUAAUCUUCUCGCAACUAUCGAGUCUCGAUUAUUUCGAUUUGAACAUUGUCAAUGUAUGGAUGAUUAUUCACAACUACAUUUCAAAGAUAUUAUUGAGUUUAUUGUCAAGAAAAAUGAUGGUACUGGAUUAACAUGGUUUUGUGAUAUGGGUGUUUAUACGAAGAAUCGAGCGUUUCGACUACUUAGAUCCAGUAAAUUCGAUAAACCUGAAUGUUUCACUGUCGCACCUGAGAAUCAAUGGAAACCAAAUAUUGGACGUUCACUGGUACAAUCAAGUGAACUAGAGCGUCAGCUCUUUAUGGCAUCAUUGGUUUAUUUUAAUGGACCUAUUCGACGUUUUAUUCAUGUUGAUGAGGAAAUUCGAACAAGAUCAAAACCUGUUCCUUCACGUUCACAAAAGCCUACUUCAUACAUCAAUGAGGACUUGGAAAAAAUCUUGCUAAACUAUCCUGAACUUGGUAAUUUUAUGUCAGAUAUCGCACGAGAUGACAACACAAAUGACAAUUAUCCACGUAUAAGUCGAAUCUACAACGGAAAAGAAGUUCAAAAUGAUUUCAAAUGGGAAAUUAGUUUUUUAUACGUUGGAAACUACAAGUAUUGUGAACGAAUUCAACGUCAUCACAAGAAUAAUCACAUAUAUUUCGUUGUGGAUAUGCGUAAAGGAACAUAUCGUCAGAAAUGUCAUGAUGCUGACUGUGCUUCUUUCGAAGGCAUUGAAAAAGCAUUACCAACUAAUGUGACACCGUGGUUGACAGUAGUGAAUCAAGACUGGGACAAUCCGAGUCCUCCAUCGAUGAAAGAAACACUAUGA